Macroventuria anomochaeta is the source of this 1606-nucleotide messenger RNA. RefSeq lists its product as uncharacterized. The record is from RefSeq and is a predicted model, not a curated record. The coding region runs from base 265 to 1143 and encodes 292 amino acids. Lineage: Eukaryota; Fungi; Ascomycota; Dothideomycetes; Pleosporales; Didymellaceae. The transcript has a single exon.
ACCCAACACACUCACUCAUUCUUUAUAACCCGCCGCUCCUCCUGCUCUGUCCACUCUCUACAGGCUUGAGGUCUAGCACUUGUUCACUUUCGUUUUCCACCGCACAUUCCUUCCCAGAGAUCUAGUAUCUCUAUCAGUCAUUACGACACAAAAACCACCAGUCUCUACACUGAACUGCUAGCCGGUUCACCAACAGACUCACUCUCUACCAACAUCUGCUAUCCAGCAAAUCAAAGCUUAACCAGCAAAUCUAUCACCAACAACAUGAAGUCCUCUCAGGUUCUCGCUUCCGUCCUUUUCGGCUCCAUCGCCGCUGCUUUCCCCUUCAAGCGCGACCUCAUCACCAAAACUGAGGUCCAGGUUGAGACCGUCAUCGUCUACACCACCAUCUGGGAAGACGACGUCCCCGUAGCUGAGGCCACUACCACCGCUGGAGGCUACUUCUACGAGCAGCCCGCCAGCUCCGCUGCUGAGACCACCCCUGCUGCUACCUCCACUCCCGCCUCCACUCCCUCUGCUGUCCAGGAGCCUACUUCCGUCUACACUCCUCCUGUUCAGACCUCUACGUUUUCCUCCACCGUAGUCGUUGUCUCCUCCGCCGCGCCUGCUCCAAAGCCUGUCGAGACCUCGUCCGCACCUGCCCCAGCUACGUCAACCACCACUGAGGCUGCCUACACUCCUGCUCCUGUUUCCUCUGCUGCCCCUGUCUCCUCUGCUGCCCCUGUCUCCUCUGCUGCCCCUGCUACCACCACCGCCGCUGCUGCCCCUGUUACUCAGCAGCAGUCGUCCUCUGGCUCCACCAGCACUGGCGAGAACUUCUCUAGCGUCGACCUGACCAUCAACCCGCUCACCGGUGCUCUCGGAGCUUGCGGUGAGCCCAUGCACGCCACCGACUUCUACGUUGCCCUCGCUGCGCCUGCCUGGGGAGCCUCUACCUACGACUCUCAGACUGGCAAGGCUACCAACAAGUGGUGUGGACAGAAGAUCAAGAUCGAGUACAACGGCAAGUCGGUCGAUGCCACCAUCAUGGACCUGUGCCCUGGCUGCUCCGGCCACGACCUUGACCUCUCUGACGCGGCCUGGGCAGCCAUUGGCAUGACCGAGUGGACUCGCGUCCAGGGUAGCUGGUCCAUCGUCAACUAAGCACCCACUCCACCACCUCUCCUCCUUUGCCAGCCUUUAGCACAGCUAGCCAGGUGUAGUAAGGCUACACUAUGAUCAAUAUACCCAAGAUUUCGCUAGCGCAGGCUGGUCAGCGCUUUGCACGACACGUUACGAUAUGCCUUCCCAUGUUUUGCAUCAAGCGGAUCAAUCAUCCGGAGUCAAGAAAAAAUAACCAUUGAGGUUUUGGUUUGGUUCGCUCGGAACGUCACUUCUACCACUUAGAUCUCAUGAAGUAUAUGGGGAUUCGCUGGUCGUUAGAAGUUGACUGUUCUUUUCACAUAUUCUUGUCUCUCCUUGACAAACAUUCUUUUCUCUUCGUGUAUACACAUUUAUCUAGGGUCGGUGUAUGGAUUGGAUACCCAUAUACUUUGAACGUUGAGAUCUGGAGGCUACUCAAUCAACAAUCGUUUGAUUUACUCAGAAUGAAAAUCAUGCAAACAAA